This is a messenger RNA of Nymphaea colorata (pocket water lily), 1908 nucleotides long. RefSeq names its product NAC domain-containing protein 91-like. Bases 17 to 1528 code for a protein of 503 amino acids. The transcript has 4 exons. Lineage: Eukaryota; Viridiplantae; Streptophyta; Magnoliopsida; Nymphaeales; Nymphaeaceae. Gene Ontology annotation, biological process: regulation of DNA-templated transcription. The record is from RefSeq and is a predicted model, not a curated record. Gene Ontology annotation, molecular function: DNA binding.
UCAUCUUUUUCGCUUCAUGUGCAUGCAUGCACAUGUCGCCUGCUUUAGAGGGCUUUUAGUGCAGAGGACACGUAAGGAUGGUAAAGCGAAAAAGAGGUCGGAGGCAGAUAGUGGAGGUUGCCCUGAAGAAGGAAUCUCAGAAGAGAGGGAGAGAGGGGGAGAGAGAGUGUGUGUAGUGGGGAGAGAAGAUUUUUCUUUUUUUGGUGGGGAAUCCAUGGAAUCCGUGUGCUUCCUUCCUGGCUUCAGGUUCCAUCCGACGGACGAGGAGCUGGUGUCUUUCUACCUCAAGCACAAGAUCGACGGCUCGGAUGGCAGGGUUUGUGUCAUCCCUGAGAUUGAUAUCUGCAAGUGCGAGCCCUGGGAUCUCCCUGCUAAAUCGAUCAUUCCAACCACGGAUCUUGAGUGGUUUUUCUUUUCACCUCGAGGGAAGAAGUAUCCGAAAGGGUCACGUACCAAUCGCGCCACAGAAGCAGGAUACUGGAAAGCCACUGGAAAGGAUCGCAAGGUCAAGUCAGGAAUCAAUCUGAUAGGCAUGAAAAGGACGUUGGUGUUCCAUAGGGGGCGUGCACCCAAGGGAGAACGAACGAACUGGGUGAUGCAUGAAUACAGAACCGCGGAAAACAACAGUUCUGGAGUGCAGGACAGUUUUGUUCUUUGUCGACUUCGACAAAAAGAUGGCACUGAUGGACGAAAAGAACAUAAAGGUCAUAAGCGAGCAAACAAGGUCGACUUGGACCAUGUCGAUGCUAGGAUGUCGUCCCAAGAAGGUGCAUGUAACAGCAAAGCUGGGAAGGCAACUGAAGAAAAAGACAAACAGGACCAGAGUCUUAACCCAAAGUUGAACAAGUCCGACGUAGAUUUGUCAUUCUUUGUAUGGUUAGAUGCCACGGCACCUUCAGUUCAAUCACAACAUUCUGGAGAGUCAUCUCAUGCACAAUUGAAACCUGAAGGUGAAUCCAAGAUUGAGAUUGAUGCUAUUCCUGAGUUGUUAGACUCUCGAAAUGAUGAUGGUACAGACAUAAGCUCCCUAUCAUGUACUCGAGGGGAGUCCAGCUUUAGCUGGCCCGAUGCCAACUCCCGAACUGGUCAAGCGGGAUCGCUUUCAGAUGACUGCUUUGCUGAUAUCAUAAGAGGUGGUGACAUAGUCAAUUUGGAUGAGUACUUCCCACUAGACUCUGUCAAUGUACCUAGGCAAAACAGUGAGACUGGUAUUGAUCUGCAGUUCUGGGACCCAAGGGACAUAGACGCACCACAAACACUUCCAUUCCAAGGGACAGCAGUAAGGAGGAUCCGGUUGCAGAAGCAUGAAUCAGAAGAACUGCACCAUGAAGAAUGGCAGAGGAACGCUGAACACCGCUUUGAACAAACUAGGCAUGAAAUUAGGGCGAGAAAGUUAGUGCAACCACGCCGUCGAUCAAGCUGGACGUGUAACCGUUUGAUUUUUUGGGCAAUCGUAAGCAUGUGUGCAGUGUUCUGCUCUUUUCUGAUGUUAUACAUUAGUGCAGGAAGAAGCUUAACAUGCAAAUGACAAUUAAGCGGAAAGCAAUGUGCAGAACUCCAGAACCAGAGGAAGCUGACUGGAAGUUGUAAUUGAAGGCAUCUGUCCAAGAAUAUGUAAAUUCGGAGGUCUUUCUUAAUUGUACUGUUAGUUACCGCAUGUAGAAAAAGUCCACUAUGUACAAAGAAGCGAACGGUUGCUAGGUAUGAUUGCCAACGCUAACGUGUGUUUGUUGUUGGCGGUUGAGGUAUCUAGCUUGGAGUAUAUGCAGCGGUGGAUAUAAUCUGCAGAUUUUAGCUUUUUAGCGCCUUACCAUCUUAUAUGAGUGGUGUUUAUCAAAGGAUAUUUCAUAGGUUGAUUAAAAUUACUUUAGUGCAAUUAUUGAAAGUUCAGGCCUUUCGCAUUAUUUA